CUGCAAAAUAUCUCCUGACCAAACCUGCUACCGGGGCUGUCGUCAACGAUGGUGAUGUAGCUCUCUGUCUUACCGCGGGGAACACCCAGGCGUACCGUAUUAACUGGGUGUAUCUUGCGGGUGAGCGAUUGCACAUUAAAGGCAGGGAACUGCACAUAAGAGCCGGAAAACUGUCUUCAACAGUCGACAGGCCAACGACGGCCAUAUACGCCUGCGUUGGUGGCUUUGACCAUGGAAUGAAAUACAAAGUCGUCAUAUACCAGAUUGCCUCCUUGAUCAGCCUGAACCUUGUUCCCCAAAGCGAAAUAUAUGCGGUCGGCCAGAAGGUUGGUUGCUCCUACAGGUCACAACUUAUUGACUCGGAUGACGUGAGCUAUGACAUUACUGACGGGGUUGAAGCUUGUGUACAUCUGGUGUACAAGAACGACAGGCCAAAGGAAGUGAAAUGCGGGAAGCUGACGACUAUUAUACCAGAAGCUCAUUUCAGCCUUCGUGACUACCAGCUUGUCUGCACCAAGCACCACCUCGAAAGCACACCAGUGCCUCUUAAGGUCCUCUGUAAGUUUACCCAACCUGUCAAGUGCGCUUUUCCGCCUCCGGAGAAGUCAUAA
Molecule: messenger RNA, 611 nt
Organism: Dibothriocephalus latus
Lineage: Eukaryota; Metazoa; Platyhelminthes; Cestoda; Diphyllobothriidea; Diphyllobothriidae
Source: the annotation of a GenBank genome assembly